This is a messenger RNA of Aspergillus thermomutatus, 1050 nucleotides long. Its product is annotated as TauD/TfdA dioxygenase family protein. Gene Ontology annotation, cellular component: cytoplasm. The transcript is spliced from 5 exons. The record is from RefSeq and is a predicted model, not a curated record. Gene Ontology annotation, molecular function: 2-oxoglutarate-dependent dioxygenase activity. NCBI's taxonomy places the organism in Eukaryota, Fungi, Ascomycota, Eurotiomycetes, Eurotiales, Aspergillaceae. The coding region runs from base 1 to 1050 and encodes 349 amino acids.
AUGCCCUCUGUCGCAGAGACCAUCCGAGGAGGCCAUGAACAGGCCCGGCCAUCCAUCUCCCGGCCGCUGGAGUACUCCGGCAGCCUGGACUCAUUCUCUCAUCUGGACUUGACGCCGGUCAUAGGAAGAGAGUACACGGGCUUGCAAGUCGCCGAGAUUCUCUCAUCCCCAGAAUGCGAUCGGCUGAUUCGCGAUCUCGCAGUCACCAUCUCCCAACGGGGCGUCGUCUUCCUCCGUGACCAAGAUGUCACACCGCAGCAGAUGCGCGAGUUCAUGGAGAAACUGACCGCUCUCGCUGGAUGCCCCGAAUCCUCCGGCCUGCAUGUCCACCCCCUCACCGAAGAAGGCAGCGAGCUAGGCGACCAGAUCAGCGUCAUCAGCAGCGAGAAACAGAAGAAAGGAGGUGGCCUUACCCACCAACUCAGCGACACCAGCCGCUUCGCCUCCGUCGGCUGGCACUCGGACAUCAGCUUCGAGCGCGUCCCCUCCGACUACGCCAUGCUCAAGAUUCACACCCUCCCGCCGACGGGCGGUGAUACCCUCUGGGCGUCGGGGUACGAGGUGUACGACAGACUGUCGCCGGCGAUGGCCACGUUCCUGGAGGGACUUACGGCGACGCACGAUGCGAGUUUCUUCCACGAUGAGGCGAGACGGUUGGGGAAUCCGCUGCGGAAGGGGGUGCGAGGGUCGCCGUUAAACGUGGGCGAGGAGUUGCAGGCUGUGCAUCCGGUUAUUCGGACGAAUCCUGUGACUGGGUGGAAAUCCGUGUAUGUCAACAAGGGAUUCACUAAGAGGAUCAAUGGGGUGACCAAGGACGAGUCGGAUGUGCUGCUGCAGUAUUUGUUCAAUCUGGUCACGCAAAACCACGACGCACAGGUGCGCUUCCGAUGGAACAAGAAUGACCUGGCCAUCUGGGAUAACCGGUCGACCUGGCACUGUGCCACGUACGACUAUGCCGAAGCGCGUGCGGGAGACAGAGUGUGUAGUCUUGGGGAAGCGCCGUACCUGGACCUCCAGUCUAAGUCGAGGAAGGAGGCUUUGAAGAACUGA